UAAUCCUUCCUACAGGUAAACCUAGUGUGAGCGAUCUAAAAUUACACCAACAUAUUCUUUCAAAGAAGCCAUUUAAUUAAUCAGUAAGUACAAAAGAAAAAGAUACAAGCGAUCGAGAGAAAGAAAUUGCAGGGUUUUAUUAGGAUCACCAAGUAGGGAAGGAGCUUGUUUUCCUGUCUCAAUUUGUUUGGAACUGAGCGUAGUUGUUAUUGUACCCGAUAAUAUGGAAGGAGGUACAGUUGUGAUUGGUCAUCGGUUUUGUUCUCCUCAGCCUCUUCAACUAUCCAUAAAAAAGAAAAUAUACAUCCUGGCUGGCUAUGGAUAUGAAGUUAAAGAUGCUUAUGACAACAUUGUCUUCACCAUUGAAAAAGUAUUGGGGUUCUUUCGUAGCAACAAGAUGCUUGUCUUUGAUGCUGCUGGAGUUCCACUUGUCACUAUAAAAAGCAAGAAAUUUACGUGGCAUAGUAGAAAGCAAGCCUUUAAGGGAGACAGCACAGACAAAAAGGACCUCAUUUUUAGUGCCAAGACUUCUUCAAUGUUCCAAUUCACCACAAAAUUGGAUGUUUUCUUAGCCAAUAAUAUAUCAGAAGAAGUUUGUGAUUUUUGGAUGAAGACCAACUACAUGGAGUCAACUUGUGAUAUUUUUGCUGGACAAUCAUCCACUCUAAUAGCUCGGAUGAAAAAGAAAUAUAUAUUGCUAGGAAGAGACAAGUUGAUAAUGACAGUGAACCCAAACGUGGAUUAUGCCUUCAUAGUCUCACUUAUAGUUAUCCUCCAAGAGAUUUUGAGCUCAACACAAAACGACUCGGUCUAGUCAUUAAUUAAUAUAAUUCCUCAUCAAACUAAUUAAUGGAUUUUACCAUUUCUUUGACAAUAGUUAAUGUGCUUCCUCUCCUUGUUCAAUAACUUGUAGAUAUAUAUGGACAUACUUUUUAGCUGCCAUGUUUAAAUGUUGGUCAUUUUAUUUAUUGUUUUACCUCAUU
Messenger RNA from Nicotiana tabacum (common tobacco), 983 nucleotides. Its product is annotated as protein LURP-one-related 15-like. The record is from RefSeq and is a predicted model, not a curated record. NCBI's taxonomy places the organism in Eukaryota, Viridiplantae, Streptophyta, Magnoliopsida, Solanales, Solanaceae.